This is a messenger RNA of Drosophila ficusphila, 1742 nucleotides long. RefSeq names its product UDP-glycosyltransferase UGT5 (gene Ugt302K1). The record is from RefSeq and is a predicted model, not a curated record. Bases 143 to 1702 code for a protein of 519 amino acids. Gene Ontology annotation, molecular function: UDP-glycosyltransferase activity. NCBI's taxonomy places the organism in Eukaryota, Metazoa, Arthropoda, Insecta, Diptera, Drosophilidae. The transcript is spliced from 3 exons.
AAAGUUUAAUUUCACAAUAAACAAGUGUGUAUAUACCGAGAAAUCUAUAUAAACUUAUGUUAUGCGGCAAACAUUCUCAGUCUGUUGAAGCAACGUGCUCAGUUCGGUUCGGAUAUAAAUAUCUCACUUGAAUUUCACCACAAUGCGUUUAUUAGCCUUGAUCUUGGGGCUACUGUUUAGCUUGGAAUACUGUAGUGGUUAUAAGUUCCUAAUGAUCCUGAACUCCGCGGGCCGUUCGCACUUUAAUAUUGGUCAUGCCUUGGCCAAAGGAUUGGUUAAUUCUGGACAUGAGAUCACUGUGGUUUCUGUUUAUCCUCUAAAGAAACCCAUUCCUGGUUAUCACGAUAUAAAUGUGCCUAAUGUGAUUAAUGCAAUGAAAGGAGACAUGGCUGGUCUGUGGGAAUCCAUCCAGCAACCUGUGACGCAUAAGCUGAUUACCCAUUAUCAAAUGGGUUUCCGCAUCACCAGAGGUCUUUUCGAAGACCCCAAUUUUCAGGAUCUCUUAAAGAGCAACCGUAUUUUCGAUGCGGUGAUUUGUGAGACCUUUUAUAAUGAUGCCCACUAUGGCUUAGCUGAGCAUUUUAAUGCACCACUGAUAGGAUUGAGUACCGGUGGUGGUCUGACUUUUAUCACAGAUAUGGUUGGUUCCCCGGCUCCAGCUUCAUUUGUGCCACACAUAAUGUUGCCCUUCAACGAUCACAUGACGCUCUACGAACGCUUUUUAAACGUGGCUUUUCUGGCAUAUGAACGAUUUCUACUGGACUAUUAUUAUUUACCAGGACAAGAAAAGCUCUACAAGGAGUUCUUUCCGGCAAACAAAAGAUGUUUCUAUGAAAUGCGCAGAAAUGCAUCACUGGUUCUAAUCAAUCAGCAUGUUUCACUGAGUUUUCCACGACCUUAUUCACCCAACAUGAUUGAAGUGGGUGGCAUGCACAUUGAUGGCAAGUUAAGUAAGCUCCCCGAGAAGAUUGAAAAAUUUAUUAAUGAAUCAGAGUUCGGAGCUAUAUACUUCUCGAUGGGAUCGAAUCUCAAGAGUAAGGAUUUACCACCAUCAAAGGUUCAAGAGAUUUUAAAAGCAUUCCAUGGAUUAAAACAGCGAGUUCUUUGGAAGUUCGAACUAGAUGAUCUGCCCAACAAGCCAGAUAAUGUUUACAUAUCCGACUGGUUUCCACAGACUGAUAUUCUAGCCCAUCCAAAGGUUUUGGCUUUUGUAACCCAUGGAGGAAUGUUAAGUACUACGGAAUCCAUUUAUCAUGGCAAACCUGUCAUAGGAUUGCCUAUAUUCAGCGAUCAGUUCUUUAAUAUGGCUCAUGCCGAGCAAACAGGUUAUGGAAUUAUGCUGGAUUUCAAGUCACUGAAUGCCAAAGAUUUCAAGAAAGCCAUCGAGAGGAUUACGAGUGAAUCUUCCUAUACAAAAGUAGUGCAGAGUAUGUCCUCCCGAUACCGCGAUCAGCAAACUACUCCUUUGGAAAAAGCUAUAUAUUGGGUUGAACAUGUUACCCGACAUCAAGGUGCUGCCUAUUUACAAAGUGCCGCCCAAAGACUAAAUUGGUGGCAAUACCACAAUGUGGAUGUCCUACUAAUUAUUUUUUUGAUAGUGUUCUUAUUUUUAGUUGUACUACCUCUUGUUAUUUUUAAGCUGACGAAAAGACUUUUCUCUGCCCAAAGAAAACUUCAAGGCGAAAAAAUUAAAAGGAACUAGAGAAUUAAUCUUCCACUGAUUAAAAAAAAAAACAUGUCUA